This is a messenger RNA of Papaver somniferum (opium poppy), 1661 nucleotides long. RefSeq names its product rhomboid-like protein 15. Lineage: Eukaryota; Viridiplantae; Streptophyta; Magnoliopsida; Ranunculales; Papaveraceae. Gene Ontology annotation, biological process: endoplasmic reticulum unfolded protein response. The record is from RefSeq and is a predicted model, not a curated record. Gene Ontology annotation, molecular function: ubiquitin-specific protease binding; serine-type endopeptidase activity; misfolded protein binding. Gene Ontology annotation, cellular component: Hrd1p ubiquitin ligase ERAD-L complex; endoplasmic reticulum membrane. The transcript is spliced from 13 exons. The coding region runs from base 106 to 1317 and encodes 403 amino acids.
CUUGCCGUAAAACUUUUGUAGAAACUCUAACUUCCAAGAAGAAACUAGAGAGAGUAUUUUCCUGGGAUCCAUAGCGGGAAAUCAUUUUCUACAAGAAGCGCAAAUAUGAGAUCGAACAUCGUUACUGAGGCAGGUUUGCAAACUAGGGUAAGCCAGUGGUGGGAAGGUAUUCCAUUCCUUACUUCUGUGAUAGUGAUUCUGUGUGGGAUUAUCUAUUUGGGGUGUCUUUUAACUGGGUAUGACUCCUUUGCUGAGAUAUGUUUCUUACCCUCUGCUGUGGUAUCACAUUUUCAAGUUUACAGAAUUUUCACGGCAACUAUUUUUCAUGGUUCUCUACUGCAUGUUCUGUUUAAUAUGCUAACUCUGGUACCUUUGGGUACUGAGCUCGAGAGAAUCAUGGGAUCUGUGCGCUUGUUGUAUGUGAUAAUCUUGUUGGCUACUACAAAUGCUGUUUUUCACCUUUGUAUUGCAUUAGUGGUUCCGCGUAAUCCUUAUGCCGAUCUCAUGAACGAGUGUGCAAUAGGUUUCUCAGGAAUCUUGUUCUCCAUGAUCGUUAUAGAGACAAGUCUCAGUGGAGUCUCAACAAGAAGUGUUUUUGGACUGUUUAACGUACCGGCCAAAUGGUAUCCUUGGCUAUUAUUAGUGGUGUUCCAGCUGCUGAUGACAAAUGUCUCAUUACUUGGACACUUGUGCGGCAUUUUGUCUGGAUCUGCAUAUGCCUAUGGAUUGUUCAACUACUUGCUACCUGGACCAUCAUUGUAUUCUUCCAUUGAGAGCGCCUCAUUUCUGUCUUCAUGUGUGAGGCGCCCUAAAUUCAUAAUGUGUACUGGAGGAAAUCUGUCCGGCUACAUUCCUACACAUACAAGUCCAACCUCCAGUGGUUUGAUACCUGGCAAUUUGUGGAGAAACAUUUCGUCAUGGAUGCCACAAAGAGAAACAGCAUCUUCUCAGAACUUGCAGUCAACACAAGACGGCAGAUUCCCUGGGACAGGAAGGGCCCUAGGAGCUGUCGUAAAUCAAUCCUCUGGUGCUUUAAAUACCGACUCAAGCCUGCAGGCUAGACUCUUAGACAACAGCAGCCCUGACCGUCUUUCAGAAACAACAGCAACUGGAACAGGACAAUUAUCAAACACAAGGCAUUUAGCUUUGGAUAAUGCAACAGCAGUUGGACAACCUCUAAACUCAGGAGCCUUUGAUGAGGAGCUCAAGAAACUAGUUGCGAUGGGUUUUGAGAAGACGCAGGCUGAAGUUGCUCUUACAGCUGCUGAGGGAAACCCAAGUGUUGUGGUGGAAAUUCUUAUGACUCAACAGGGGUGAUUGGGAACAGUGGAUCCUAUGAAGAUGAGCCUCCCCCUGGCUUCUGCGAGCUAUAGUAUGAAGUUAUUCCUUGGCUUUCCGGUUCUCUCCGAUAUUUUGUUGGAUCAUGUUGGCAUUGUACAUUGUUUCACAAUGAGAGCAAAUUAGAGUAGAUUCAGUUACGAACAAGAAAAAAAAAGAGGAAAAACUACACUAACAAAGAUGUAAAACUUGAAUGAGAACAAAGUUGUAACCUUUGAAUUUUAUCUUAACUUGAACAAAGUUGACAUAACCUUUGAAUUUGCUCUUAAUUGAGCCAAGUUGGUUUCUGCUUUAUGUAUACAGGUUCUUAACGCUUGAACUUA